Messenger RNA from Oreochromis aureus, 1692 nucleotides. RefSeq lists its product as uncharacterized. Gene Ontology annotation, cellular component: cytoplasm. The record is from RefSeq and is a predicted model, not a curated record. The coding region runs from base 209 to 1525 and encodes 438 amino acids. The transcript has 12 exons. Gene Ontology annotation, biological process: programmed cell death. Lineage: Eukaryota; Metazoa; Chordata; Actinopteri; Cichliformes; Cichlidae.
AUGAAUGAUAACGCUGUCCAGUGUGAUGGCACGCUGAUGUCUGUGAGCAGCUCCUGACGUGUCUGCUUCUGCCCGAUGCUUUCUGCUUUUGCUUUGAGAUUCUCUGAAGCUCGGACGUCGCCUGCCUUCUGGUCGAGGACCCUGACAUUCCUGAAGCUGCAGAGAAAGUGAAACAACAGUUUAAUCCGCAUUGAGGACAAGCACGAGGAUGUUUGCAGCUGAGGCCAAAGAACUGAUUGAAAAGGUGGGAGAUAAAGAGCUCAUCUAUAAUGAGAGCCUAAUCAAGAAAGUAGAUCUGCUGACUCUGGUGAAGGUUAGCAGAGGAAAAUUCUGGCCGGUGCAAAAGUACAAGAUAAUGCAACUGAGCCUGCCCGAGCUCAUGGAGUUGGAAGACUUCAGCCCAGAGUGUACAGAUGAACCCUUUGUGAUUAAUUUCAUGAAUUCAACAAAGACAAGUGGGAGAGGAGGAUUAGGUGGAAAAGACGUUGGUAUGUAUGAAGCUGAAGUGAAUGCAGGCGCUGACAGCAUGGAUGGACUGGUUCAGCCCGUCAACAUGAUGUCGAAGAAAGUCGACCUUAAAGCCCUGAGGAGCACGCUCAGUGACGGGACCAUAAAAACGGACAAAGUGAACCUGCUGGCACUGAAAACAAAGGAUAAACUGGCUUUUGUUCACCAGACAAUUUACAACUCCUGUCCCGUCACACUUAUUAGAAAGUGCACGAGGGAUGGGUCCUUGUUGGCCUCCUGCAUAAAGAUACUGAGUCUGUUUGCAAAGGGCCACAGAAAGGAGAAGACAAGCUUCACUGUUCCAGAAAAAUCCACGUUUGCUUACGGCCUGGUGGAGAUAAAGAUAGAGGAUGAGAAGCUGAAGAUCUCGUGUGAACCCUGGACUCGAGGUGCCCUCGAUGGACUCUUUGGCGAUGACAUAGAGAAUGCAACGCUACAACAGAUUAAACAAGAACUAGAGAUGAAGGAUGCUCUUCUGCAGCCGCUGGCAGAUCUUCCUGUGUCGACCCGUCGUGAUCUGCUGAAGAAGCUCAGCGAGCUUGCUGAGGACGGGGAUACUCUCUCUCUGCUGGAGCAAACACUGGAUCACUGCAGUGAUGGAGCAUCUGAGCACGUUCAGUCUGAGGCUGUCUCUUCCUUCAUGGACCUUCUCGAUGUCUCAAACAUCUCCACUGCUGUGAAGGACGCCGUUCAGCUGUUGGUCAGCGUGUUGGACACUCUGCCAGACGAAGUGCCGCCACUUCUGACUCGCUGCAGUCCAGAUACUCUGAGAGUCCUCAACCAGCUGGUGGAUGGGCUGAAGGACGGUCAGGCCAACCUCCCAGAGUCCCUGCCCGUCCCCCUGCAGGAGGGAGAGGAGCUCCGCUGGGUGGCCGAGUUCAUCUGUUUGAACGAUCAGAAGCUGAAAGAGUUGACUGAUGGCUGGGACCGACCCGAGCUGCCCCCAGAGGUUCUGCUGGAGGUUCUGUGCCUCGCUGUGCAGGGACUCAGCCUGAUGCAGCCCACAACAAACCCUUAAUGUCAGCUGCUCUGAUCUUUGUUAAUGUGCUGUUACAGCAGCGUUCUGCAUCUUUGAACAUCUUUGCCUUUGUUUCCUGAACUUUCAUCUGUCAAAGACCAAAAAUGACAAGAAUAAUCUAAUAAAAUACAUAUAUUUUUUUUAAUAAAUAAAACUUUAUACUUUUA